Messenger RNA from Ochlerotatus camptorhynchus, 1145 nucleotides. RefSeq lists its product as uncharacterized. The record is from RefSeq and is a predicted model, not a curated record. The transcript has 4 exons. The coding region runs from base 176 to 709 and encodes 177 amino acids. Lineage: Eukaryota; Metazoa; Arthropoda; Insecta; Diptera; Culicidae.
UCUAGCCGUCCCACUAGCCUAUCUCUGGCUGAUAGUGUCGGUCGAUUCUACAGCAAGUCCGAGAACCAGUUCAAUUAAUACACUCGACGGAACCGGUCUACUGCCAACUGCUGACGAACUAGACCUAACUACGCUAGAUUAGUCGUAAUUAAACAGUGAACAAGUGAUUCGCAACAUGGAGCACUAUUUGCGAUUUUACAUCAAAUUUCAAAGUUAUGUCAUUGCGAUCGCCACAAUUUUGGGCUCGGUUUUCACGGCCGUUACCAUCUUCGCAAACACGGACUUUCACUACCCACUGGAGGAAUUUUACAACUAUCGAUUCAUGGGAAGUGGUGCCCUCCUUUUCGGCGUCAUAGGGUUCGCGGUGGGGAUUUCACUUUUCUAUGGCAUUUUUAAGGAAGAUAAACAAUUUGUUUACCCAUUCAUACCCCUGUUCAUGUUGGAACUGUUCCUGCUGGUAGUGCGGGACAUUGUAAUGAUUUGGCAGAACAAACGAUGGUAUAAUAUGGUAUUUAUGAAUCCAUUCACGAUAAUCAUGGCUCUUUAUAUCACCCUUCAUGUGAUGAUGACCCUGGUUUCGAUUGGUAAGCUGAUCGAACAUGAGCCAGUGUUACAACCUGGAACCAACUUUGUGCGGUUCAAAACGGAUGGUGCUCGCGAACGGACGGAGGAGGUCGACGGCGAUGAGGAAGCUCUAGUGACGGAGUAAGUGCGGAGAGGCGUUGUUCUUUCAAACAACGAACGAGAUUGCUAGGUGGUGAUAAUGGCGGCGGAAUGCGACUGAAACUGUUAGAUGCUGGCAAGCUGUUGCGAUGUGUGAUGUUUGUUGUUGGCUUAUGUGCCGGAAUAAAAGCGUUUAUGUUUAGAGUUGUUUCACGAAGAAAUAAUAACAAUUUAAUUCAGUUAUUUUGUUGUUUGCGCUGAAUCAGAAAUGUUGUUUUUUUUUACAUUUAAAGCAUUGUGAAUAAUACCUAUGAACAUGUUCAACCCAAUUCAAAUUACCCACAAUUUAUAAUUAAUCUGAUUUUCAACUAUGCACAUUAUUAUGGCGCUUUACGGUACAAACGGUUUCCAUAAUAUUGUUUGAGAAAAGUUGUGAAAUUCACAGAACAUACUAAGCAAGGUGCAGUAACAAACUUUCGAAA